Messenger RNA from Sphaerodactylus townsendi, 1789 nucleotides. RefSeq names its product von Hippel-Lindau tumor suppressor (gene VHL). Bases 158 to 691 code for a protein of 177 amino acids. The record is from RefSeq and is a predicted model, not a curated record. The transcript has 3 exons. NCBI's taxonomy places the organism in Eukaryota, Metazoa, Chordata, Lepidosauria, Squamata, Sphaerodactylidae.
GAUCCCCGCACAAUAAUGGCGGCCGUGAGGAGCGCAUGCGUGAUGUGUUGCGCGUUUCAUUGCAAAGCAAUGGCUCUUUGUGUGGCGACGAGUUUAUAGGUUUGCUUGUUUUGUUGCUCGGGGUGCAGUUUUUUUGUUUUAAUUUUUUUGCGCCGAGAUGCCGCAGCAACCUGGAGAAGAAGAAGAAGAGGCCGGCCGAGGAGUUUUUCAACGUCUGCGCUCAGUAAACACGCGAGAACCGUGCCAGGUCAUCUUCUGCAACCGCAGCCCUCGCUUGGUGAGCCCCAUCUGGCUGGACUUCGAGGGGAAACCGCGCCCCUAUCCGAGCCUGCAGCCGGGCACUGGGCGCCGCAUGCACAGCUAUUCGGAGCAUCUUUGGUUGUUCAGAGACGCAGGGACAUAUGAUGGUCUGCUUGUCAAUGAGGCUGAGUUGUUUGUGGCCACUCACAAUACGAAUGGACAGCCCAUAUUUGCAAACAUUACCUUGCCAGUGUUCACUCUAAAAGAAAGAUGUCUUCAAGUUGUCCGUACCUUGGUGAAACCAGUGGACUACAGACAACUAGACAUCGCUAGGUCACUGUAUGAAGAUCUGGAAGAUCAUCCUGAUAUUCAGAAGGAUCUUCAGCGGCUUUCUUUGGAAAGGAGUGAAACGCGAAGGAAUGAAGUCCCUGACAGAAGGGGAAACUCAUAAUUAGACAAACUGCUUUCCCUGAUGAAUUGUGGGUACAAGAGGCAUUUACUGUGGCUUAUAAACAGCCAUCAGUGAUAUCAUUGGAUUUUCGGAAGCUGACCUGGUUUUUAAGUAGAAUGAAUAGCUUUACAACACAGGGACAGCCACAGUUGUGAGACAGUGUUCUACUACAUUAGAUUUUUACAAAACCAGUCUUUGCAUUAAUUUCAUUCCUGGAAUACAAAGUACAAAAACUCAUCCAGAUGUUACCCAAACUGUCAGACCAAUUACUGUUGAAGCUGUUAUUAGGUUUCUUUCUCUUUAUCAAUUUAAUAUAGAAGAUGGUAAAUGCAGGGUAUUCCUAAAUUGGGCAAAUGCAUUCUCAUACCACAGGAUGACUGUUCCUGAAAUUCUCAAUUGUCUUUCUACCCAUCUAAUGUAGUAAAAAUGUAUUGGCUCCUUUGAUUUGUCCAAAGAUUUCCUACACAUUACCAUUUCAAAUGCUGCUUUGAUAUGCCCUUUUCUGUGUUAUUUGCAAUGCACUAUAGGCGUGUCCUACGCAAAUAUGUGAUAUAUUUAAAAAACUGAUAUAAAGGGAACACUGAUGGUAGUUACUUAUUAUGUUUUUAGCACUCUGUCUCAUUCCUGUUUAAAUUGGAGUCAACUAGGGUUUUUUCUACUUCAGUCAAAACAAGCAUCUGAGAACGCUGUGAUGCAGGCAGAAUCUUCUACCAGAAUUCAGAUUUACUGUGGUUCAAAUCUGAGCAAUGCAAGUGAAUGGGGCAAGUGUGGGAAUCAUACCUAGCUUUUCCCCUUGCGGGUUCCAAGCAUGAACCUAGCAAAAUCCAGCAUUCUCUGAAUACUUGCAAAGGGCUUGUGCCUCUCCCUCAUAUCUGUACAAAAUUAACAAUGUGAGGCUGACUACUAAAAGAGUCUCUUUUAGUCACAGGGAGACUUUUUGUCAUUCUAUUGUUCUUAUAUCAAGCACCUUCAACUGAUAAAAUUACACCACUGUUUAUGUUGUAAUGUUAGACCUAAAAACCAGCAAUGAUUACUGACUGAUGUAGUGCGCUUAACUCCAGCCCAGGUGCAAAUCCUGACAGAGCUAAUGUGAAAUUA